Cutaneotrichosporon cavernicola is the source of this 1392-nucleotide messenger RNA. RefSeq lists its product as uncharacterized. Gene Ontology annotation, cellular component: cytosol; septin complex; cell division site. Gene Ontology annotation, biological process: intracellular protein localization; cytoskeleton-dependent cytokinesis. NCBI's taxonomy places the organism in Eukaryota, Fungi, Basidiomycota, Tremellomycetes, Trichosporonales, Trichosporonaceae. Gene Ontology annotation, molecular function: GTP binding; molecular adaptor activity; GTPase activity. The record is from RefSeq and is a predicted model, not a curated record. Bases 1 to 1392 code for a protein of 463 amino acids. The transcript is spliced from 7 exons.
AUGGCCGAGCAGCAGUACGCCUACGACUCCACCGACGGCGUCCCCGACCAGCAGGUCGACCAGGCUGCAUACGCCGAUGCUAGCCUCUCCCCUGCCCCCGUCAACGGCCAUGUCUCCCCCGCCCCGGGCUCAACCAACGGCGAUGCCUCCACUGCCAACGGUGCCGCAGCCAGCAUCAACGUGAUCCGCAAGACGCUCGCGUCUUGGGUCGGCUUCUCCAACCUCCCCAACCAGGUCCAUCGCCGCAGUGUCAGGCGCGGCUUCCAGUUUGUUGCGAUGGUUGUCGGCGAGUCGGGUCUCGGCAAGUCGACUCUGAUCAACACCCUCUUCGAGGACACGCUUUACCAGCCCAAGGUGAUCCCCGAGCCCGGAGCCGACCGCGGCAGGACGGUCCAGAUCGAGAGCAUCAACGCUGAGAUCGAGGAGAAUGGUGUCCGUCUCAAGCUCACCGUCGUCGACACUCCCGGUUUCGGUGACUUUGUCAACAACGACGAGUGCUGGAAGCCCAUUCUCGACAACAUCGAGGCACGUUACGAUGCCUACCUGGAGCAGGAGAACCGUGUGAACCGCCUCAAGAUGACCGACAACCGCGUGCACGCUUGCAUCUACUUCAUCCAGUCCACUGGCCACGCGCUCAAGCCCAUUGACAUUGAGUUUAUGAAGCAGCUCCACAACAAGGUCAAUCUUAUCCCGGUCAUUGCCAAGGCCGACACGCUCACCGAGGAGGAGGUGGAUGUCUUCAAGCGCCGCAUCCUCGCCGACAUCGAGCACCACGGCAUCAACAUCUUCCAGCCGCCCUCGUACGAGCGCGACGAUGACGAGACCAUCCAGGAGAAUCACGAGAUCAUCUCCAAGAUUCCGUUUGCGGUCGUCGGCUCCGACCACAUUGUGCCAUCCCCCGACGGCCGCCAGGUCCGUGGCCGCGAGUACCCGUGGGGUGUCAUCGAGGUCGACAACGAGCAGCACUGUGACUUUGUGAAGCUGCGCCAGAUGCUCGUCCGCACCCACAUGGAGGAGCUCCGCGAGCACACCAACGACAUCCUCUACGAGCGGUACCGCACGGAGAAGCUGCAGGCCAUGGGCGUCGCCCAGGACGAGAGCGUUUUCAAGGAGACCAACCCCGCCGCCAAGCAGGCCGAGGAGCGUGCGAUGCACGAGGCCAAGCUGAAGAAGAUGGAGAUGGAGAUGAAGAUGGUGUUCCAGCAGAAGGUGCAGGAGAAGGAACACAAGCUCAAGCAGUCCGAGGAGGAGCUUUACGCUCGCCACCGCGAGAUGAAGGAGGCACUCGAGAAGCAGCGUCUCGAGCUCGACGACAAGAAGCGGCGCAUCGAGAGCGGCCGUCCGCUCACGCCCGAGAAGGGCUCGAAAAAGCGGUUCGGUCUCGGCAAGUAA